This is a messenger RNA of Dioscorea cayenensis subsp. rotundata (Guinea yam), 2064 nucleotides long. RefSeq names its product probable apyrase 6. Gene Ontology annotation, biological process: nucleoside diphosphate catabolic process. The transcript is spliced from 8 exons. The record is from RefSeq and is a predicted model, not a curated record. Gene Ontology annotation, cellular component: membrane. Lineage: Eukaryota; Viridiplantae; Streptophyta; Magnoliopsida; Dioscoreales; Dioscoreaceae. The coding region runs from base 160 to 1740 and encodes 526 amino acids. Gene Ontology annotation, molecular function: nucleoside diphosphate phosphatase activity.
CUACAGACUGAGACCCCGCGAGACGGAGACUCUUGUGUGUGUCUCUCUCUCCAUCGCCGGAGAAAUCUCCGAAGCUCCGUCGCAUGGAGAGAGCUCGAGAGGGAUGCAAACCCUAGUCGUUUCUUGGUAAUUGCUGGGAAUCCAAAGCUCUUUAUAUUGAUGCGAAGGCGCAAUGCACGCCCCCAGACAUCUGAUUCCGAUCCGACGACCACGAUGUUCGUCCAUAAUCCGAAUUCCCGGAAACCUAAAUCUCUUUUCUGUCGCCUUUGGAUCCCUGUCGCCGUUUCCGCUCUCAUAGUGGUGUUCCUCGUCCUCUAUAUCUUCUCAAGACGACGUUUUGCUAAUAAUUUUGGGGUAAUCAUCGAUGGCGGAAGUACUGGGACUCGGAUCCAUGUGUUUUUAUAUAGGAUGGGGAGGGACUUCAUGCCAGAGAUCGAUUUUGAGGGGUCCGCAGCGAUUAGGGUGGCACCGGGUCUUUCAUCCUUUGCGGCGGAGCCGGAAAAGGCUGGAGAGCUGAUAAGAGAGCUAGUGGAGUUUGGGAAAGGGAGAGUGCCAAGGGAUUUGUGGGGAGAUACGGAGGUAAGGCUCAUGGCGACUGCGGGGCUUAGGUUGCUGGAUGUUGGGGCUCAAGAAAGGAUUUUGGACGCUUGUAGAAAGGUGUUGAAAUUUUCAGGGUUCCGGUUCCAGGACGAUUGGGCGUCUGUGAUUUCAGGCUCUGAUGAAGGAAUUUAUGCUUGGGUUGCUGCUAAUUAUGCCCUUGGUACUUUGGGGAGUCAUCCCCAGAAUACCACUGGGAUAAUUGAACUUGGUGGGGCUUCUGCUCAGGUAUCAUUUGUAUCCAAUGAACCUGUGCCUCCUGAGUUCUCCCAUGUGCUUAAAUUUGGAGAGGUCACUUAUAAUCUUUAUAGCCACAGUUUCCUUCAUCUUGGUCAGAAUGUCGCGUACAGGUCACUUCGUGAAUUGCUAAACUCAAGGGACUUCAAGUCAUCUAUAGAAUCUGAUGUGACAGAGUAUAAAGAUCCUUGCACACCUAAAGGAUAUUCUGAUGGUGUGAGAUUAUCGAAGAUUGGUGGGGUUCUCAGUUCACAGGAAAAAUAUCAUCCUGUUGCUCAUGCAAAUGGUAACUUUUCAGAAUGCAGGACCUCUGCGUUGAUGCUGAUACAGAACAAGAAAGAAAAAUGCUUGUAUGCUACCUGUAAUCUGGGAUCAGCUUUCAUACCCAAGCUGAAUGGGAGAUUUUUGGCAACUGAAAAUUUCUUUCAUACUUCAAAGUUCUUUGAGCUCAGGCCAACAUCAUUGCUUUCUGAUAUGAUGUUGGCUGGGGAACGGUUUUGUCAAGAAGAUUGGUCAAAGCUAAAGCAGAAAUAUCCCACUUUGGAGGAAGAGGAUUUAUUACAGUAUUGUUUUUCUUCAGCAUACAUUAUUGCUCUUUUACAUGACAGCCUUGGAAUUGCUUUGGAAGACACAAGGAUUCAGUUUACAAAUCAAGUAGGUGGCAUCCCCCUUGAUUGGGCUUUGGGAGCUUUCAUCAUGCAGAGAUCAUGGAAACCAAAUGCCGAUCACCUGAGUUUGGUCACGGCUACUGUCUAUGAAGAUUUUGGGUUCCUCUCUCUUUGCAUUGUCUCUAUUUUACUGAUAUCCAUGGCAUGGUGUGCGUCGAGAUGGAAAAAGAGAACACAGAUGAAGACUAUUUAUGACAUGGAGAAAGGACGUUAUAUUAUUAGGCAUAUCAAGCGAUAAAUGGAGACAGUAGCAACAUCUGUACGACCGUCAAAUAUUCACAUUAAUUUCACCAUUGUUCAUUAUUCAUCUCUGUGACAUCUUGACUGCACGCGGCGACCUCCCCAGUGAAUCUAUACGCUGUUAUUUCAAUGCCAUAUCCUCUUUUGUAUUAUCUGUUACAUGAAUCAAACAACACAAAUCAAAGAGUUAUCUGAGCCUCAGAGUCUGAUCUAGUGAUCUCUCAAGAAAACAAUUGUAGCUGAUUGAUCCAUUUUUUCAUGGUUUGGGAAGAAUGUUGAGAUAUUUUCAAUGACAAAAUCAGCAGAUUUUGUUUGUCCUUAA